Molecule: messenger RNA, 2529 nt
Organism: Micropterus dolomieu (smallmouth bass)
Lineage: Eukaryota; Metazoa; Chordata; Actinopteri; Centrarchiformes; Centrarchidae
Product: syntaxin-binding protein 1-like
Exons: 18
Coding region: 216-1649 (477 amino acids)
Biological process (GO): intracellular protein transport; neurotransmitter secretion; vesicle-mediated transport
Cellular component (GO): plasma membrane; secretory granule
Molecular function (GO): syntaxin binding
Source: RefSeq, a predicted model, not a curated record
CCUCUGCCAAGCAUGGAGGCCAUCUACCUAAUCACACCCUCAGAUGAGUCUGUUGAGGGUCUGAUUGAUGACUUCAGAGACCCACAGGCUCCAAGGUACCGGGCAGCUCACGUCUUCUUCACAGACAGGGCUAAAGACUGGUUCUCCUUCCCAAGUCAUCACCGAUCCCAGACUCGUUGUUUGGACUGUUGACCAAAUCCCGCGCCUCCAAAGCCAUGAAGGCCUUGACUGAGAUCCACGUCGCCUUUCUGCCCUAUGAAUCUCAGGUAUUUUCCCUGGAUAAAGUGGAUGCCUUUCAGGACUUCUAUAGCCCCUUCAAGGCUGACGUGAAGAAUAACAUGUUGGAGCGUUGUGCUGAACAGAUUGCCACACUCUGCGCUACACUCAAAGAGUAUCCUGGAGUCCGAUACAGAGGGGAGUACAAAGACUGUGCAGUUCUGGCCCAGAUGCUUCAGGAGAAGCUGGACGGCUACAAGGCAGAUGACCCCACCAUGGGAGAGGGUCCAGACAAGUCUCGUACUCAACUGCUCAUUCUGGAUCGUGGGUUUGAUCCUGUGUCACCUCUCCUUCAUGAGCUCACGCUGCAGGCCAUGGCCUACGACUUGCUGGGCAUCGAGAAUGACGUCUACAGUUUUGAGACCAGUGGGAUGGGGGAGACGAGAAUGAAAGAGGUGGUGCUGGAUGAGGAUGACGACCUGUGGCUGACUCUGAGACACAAACACAUUGCUGAGGUGUCAACGGCUGUGACUCGUUCUCUGAAAGAAUUCUCUGCCAGCAAAAAGAUGAACACCGGAGAAAAGACCACCAUGAAGGAACUGUCUCAGAUGCUGAAGAAGAUGCCUCAGUAUCAGAAAGAGCUCAGCAAGUAUUCAACCCAUCUCCACCUGGCUGAGGACUGUAUGAACCGUUACCAGGGAACUGUGGAUAAACUCUGUCGUGUAGAACAGGAUCUGGCGAUGGGCAUAGAUGCAGAGGGAGAGAAGAUCAAGGAUCCCAUGAGGCUCAUUGUACCCGUUCUACUUGACGCCAAUGUCAACGUGUCUGACAAGAUCCGCAUCAUUCUGCUCUACAUCUUCCUUAAGAAUGGUGUGACUGAGGAGAACCUGUGUAAACUCCUUCAGCAUGCCAGCAUCCCACCAGAAGACAGUGACAUAAUUUCCAACAUGGCCCACUUGGGUGUCCCCAUUGUCUCUGAGGGCACCGCCAAGAAAGCUAAGAAGCCUGAUCGUAAGGAGCGAAUCAGUGAGCAGACCUACCAGCUAUCCAGGUGGACUCCUCUUGUCAAGGAUCUCAUUGAGGACGCUAUUGAGGACAAACUUGAUCCCAAGCUGUACCCAUACAUUUCUCAGCGACAAGUAUCUGCCAAAGCCAGUGCUCCAUCAAGUGCUCGCUAUGGUAACUGGCACAAGAACAGGGGCCCCACAGAGAUGAAGACAGGGCCCAGGAUCAUUGUCUUUAUUAUUGGAGGGAUGACGUACAGUGAGAUGCGCUGUGUGUAUGAGGUCACCCAGGCCAACGGCAAGUGGGAGGCCCUGAUCGGUUCCACCCACAUCCUCACCCCGCCAAAGUACCUAAAGGAACUACAGCACCCAGAUUUCCUGGACCCCAACGCCCCACCAGAGGUCACUGAGGAGCCACCUGCAGAAUGAAAAGAUGCUUGGAAGAUCAACUGAAAUCUUCACCCCUUCUCGCCUUCUAAAAACCCUCAAAGACUUGGAGAAAGAAGAGCAGACUAGUUAAGAAGCUCCUAUAGUGCUCUCUCCUCAGCCAUCAUACAGCAGUAACCCUCUCCUCCACCUGACAUGACAGAUUAAAUAAACACUCGAUGUUGUAUGGGAUACAUUUGCUGUUAACUCAUAAACCAAACUGUGUUUUAAAUCACAUCAUCAUUUGUGGAAUUUAACGAGUGUGUUAAUCAAAGUUUAUUGCAAGAGAUUGAAUUUGUGUUGAAUGUUGUCUACUGUGUAUUGUGGGAUGUUUAUUUCUUUGGAGAAGUAAAAUAAGUUUAGAUGGAAUGAAUGAGAUUCAGAUUAUGGGCUAUAAAUGAAAACGGGUUAAAGUGGGACAGUUAUUCCACUGCUUUACAUUUGAACGGAACAAAAUAUUCUUUUCAUUGAAGACAUAGAUUUGACACAUUAUUUGUGAAUUCACUUCUAUUGUAUUCUCUCCCAUACUAAUACGCAUCCUUCUUCUUUUAUUUGGUUUUGCUAGUUAGUUUUAUGUAGUACAUACAGUAGCAACCCAUGCCAUACUGUACAAAUCAGAUUACAGUGAUGUGUCUGACCUUGGAAAUGCCAACGUUAAGCCACUCUCAUGGUAUACUUAGUUGUAGACCAAGCAUUUUGAAAGAAGAAUUUACAGUAUAGUUGGAUUGUCUCUCGUGCAUUGUCUCAAUACUCAGCAGUGUUUUUGACAGUGUAUUUUUGUCCUGUAGAGAUUCAGUUUCUUUUUUGGUUCCCUGUGUUUGACCUUAACGUUGUCAUUGAUUAUUUUGUAUAGUGUGUCUCUGUAACUAGUAAUCCACUAUGA